GCUUAUUUAUAAAGUCAUUAUUGGUUAACUGACCCCUCCUUCUCUCCGUCUAACCUCACACAAAUUGUAGCCUACACUCUGCCGUGCUUGUUAAACGUCCUCUGAAACGAUCAUGCUCUAUUUUAUGCUCCCUCAACAACAAUAUGAAUAAUUCAAAGGAUAUAAAAAGCAAGGACAAAUAGCAUGUUGCAUGCUUCACUGUGGAUUCUGUUUGCACUCUGGAGCAGGAUCUUAAAACUCCCAGGGAAACGACACAAACACAGAAUUGCAGAUCUAAUCAAACCUCCACAGAUCCCUCCUCGCUUUUUGAGGUCCCUCCCAGUUACAUCCUCUUUAGUGGGUCAUAUGGCUGUAAUAUUCUAACGCUCAUCAUUGCUUCUGCAUGAAGUGGGCUGAAGAGGGAAAGUGUGUCACAUAUGCUGAGGUUAUGAACACAAUCCUAUGUCAUUGUCAGUAAAUGGAAACCUUGGUAACGCCAUUACGGCAUUUCUGCAGUGUAAUAGUUCAUUGAAGGAAAUUUCUGCUUAUAGUUCAUUGAAGGAAACUCCACAGCAGGAUGAAGAGUCUUCACAAUCUGUUGGAAUAUGUAGAAGACGGGGCACCUUUUUUUUUUUUUUUGGAGUAUAAGAAGUUAGAUGACUCCUAAGACCAAGCAAUGCACUAGGAUCUCCAAAGUCCCUCGGUCGUUUUGCACACCCAGCUGGAAACCUCUCUCACCAGGAGCACCCGGUCUCAAGCGUGCCUUCUUUUCUCUAUUCUACUGCCCCCUGCUGGAGCAAUGGAAAACCAACUCCUACGCAAACAUUACAAUUACACAGGGAAGCUGGACAAUCGGAACACCACCACUAGGGUUGAUUUAGGUCCCGAGAAGGUGGUGUUUCUGGUUAUAUGCAGCUUUAUAGUGCUGGAAAACUUGACAGUGCUGAUUGCGAUAUGGAAAAAACAAAAACUCAACAGCCGCAUGUACUUUUUCAUUGGGAAUCUUGCACUGUGUGACUUGCUUGUCGGUGUGAUGUACACUGUAAAUCUGUUAUUGUCUGGGGAAAGAACUCUGCACCUUUCGACAGAAGAGUGGUUCAUCCGUGAGGGGAGCGUGUUCGUGGUGCUGGGAGCAUCUAUCUUUAGUCUACUGGCUAUUGCCAUUGAAAGGCAUCUCACCAUGAUUAAAAUGAGGCCUUAUGAUGCUACUAAGAAAUACCGAGUGUUUCUGCUCAUAGGGACAUGCUGGCUGAUUGCUGUGGCUCUCGGAGUGCUGCCCAUCGUGGGCUGGAACUGCCUGGACAACCUUCCAGACUGCUCAGUCAUUUUACCGCUCUACACAAAGAAGUACGUGGCAUUCUGCAUCAGCAUUUUCAUCAUCUUGCUGCUGUCCAUUUCUGUACUGUACGCUCGCAUUUAUGUCCUGGUGAAGUCCAGCAGUCGCAAGGUGAUGAAGCACAGCAACUCCGAGCAUUCCAUAGCCCUGCUGCGGACAGUCAUCAUCGUCGUCGGGGUCUUCAUCACAUGCUGGAUGCCCAUCUUUGUCCUCCUGCUCACUGAUGUGGCCUGCAAAACAAAGCAAUGCCCUAUCCUGCACAAAGCCAACUGGUUCAUUGCUCUGGCCACAAUGAACUCGGCUUUGAACCCGGUGAUCUACACUCUGGCGAGCAGGGAGAUGCGACGGAUGUUUUAUGGGCUGCUGUGUGGAUGUUUAGCGGUGCCAUGUAUGGUUGGCUGCAAAGAUAAUGAAGAAGGCAGCAGGAGUAAGAGCUCUAGCCAGAAUCAGAAACCAGCUGAAGAUCAGGGGUAAUAAGGGAACGUUGUCAUCCAGCCGUCGUAGAAAGCCCGGACUCCUGAAACGAGGUGUAAAUCUCAAAGACCCAUUUCUGACUAGUAUAUAGCCAGGAAUAUUGGGUUCAUCUUCAGACGUUCCAGCAGAAAAUGGAGGGGUUUUUUUCUCUUGAAUUGAUCAGGCAGCUAAUGACAGCAGAGGAUUACUCUUGCUAGCAGAGGAUUUCAUUCCUGGGUGGUCUAUGCACCAAAACAUACAUUCUCUCAACUAGUCUUAUUCUUCCGUGCUUUAUGAAUACCAUAAACACCAGUAUUCGUUAAGCACACCAAACUGCCAAUGUAUAACUUGUUUUUGUGACUAUAAUCCAUGUACAAUCUAUCAGAUUCUCCAAACACACGUCUGUUCUGAACUCAAACAGCAACCCUGGGACCUUACAUGCCAAGGCUGAGGAAAUAUUUGGAGCGAGACACCAUUUUAAACUGGAAUGGAAAUUUCAACCGAGUCUUUUAACCAUCCUUUUUUUUUUCUUUUCACUUGUUAUAAAAACUGCUCUUGCAUGUUGUAAUUUCUUUGCCCACGAUUAGUUUUUUCAGCAUAAGAGGGCUGACAAAGAAUUCCAGAUGGUGGUGGAAAAAAAAAAAAAAGACAAGGCUGCCUCGAUUUAUCUUUUUUUUUGCUGCUCCAUUUGGUCUAUAUUUUUGGCAAACAAAACAACCGAAUGAACUUAGUUGUACGGUACAGACUGAACCCAUGUAGCAGAUACAGAUGGAUCCAUAGAAACAGAUGUAGACUCUAGAAAGUAGCAACUUUUGAUGUCAGAUAAUCCAAACUGUACUUACCUUAGACUCGGCUUCACAUUUCAAAGCAAUUCAUUCUACAUGUACCACAGUGAUGAUGAACGCCCGAUUCUCCAAUCGUUUCAGUAUGUUAGCAUUUCUAUAUUAACAACAGAUUUUUAAAAAAUGUAAAAAGUGUAUAAUCACAAGUUUUCUGUUUAUGUAGCAGUUUUCGAAGGAGUCUCCAGUGUCAGUGUUUUGUAACAGUUGGAAAUAAAGCCUGCAACUUUAUGUUUUCAGACAUGGGAAAAUCUUCAGGAUGGAGGAAUUUGCAAAUUCUCUGUAACAAGACGAGAUACUUUUUUGUCUUAUUCGUUUUCCAAAAAAAAAAAAGAAAGAGAGCGAACAACUGUUUUGCAAAUGAACUUUAAAUGUAACUAUAAACAAGUAAAAAGUUUGACGUAACAGUUUUUAAAUUAAUAAAAAAUUGAAAUCAUUGACAAAUUGCUGUGGUAUAAAAGGAAUAAAACAAUUAACUUAAAUCCACCUCCAUCACUGAUUACCUUCCUAUAACAGCAUGCCACAAAGUGUUUAAUCUUUUGCACAUUUUUCAACAAACCGAGCUGAGAUGUUCCGUUCGUGAUUUCAGUCACUCUGAAGAACAAAUCAUUUCUGAUCAUGAUUAGUGUAUUAAUAUUGCUGUUUGAUGUGAGUACGAUGCUUCUGUUACAACUAUGUGUCUUUAUGUUUACAUGUUAUUUUCGGAUGUUAGGUAUCGAAAGGACUUCUGAAAAUGAUAUUCUCAAACUUUAUAAAACACUAAGCUGUAGAGUUCUGAUUGCACCAUGGUAAAUAAAUUUAGUGAACUUGUCCCAGCGUGUUGUGUCUCCUUCAAAUGGAAUAUCCCAGAGGUCUCAACCAUCAUACACACACACACACACACACACACACACACACACACACACACAGUAUAUCAUAUCCAUAAUACUCCACUCAACCCAACACACGGAGUUGGCUCCCUCUGCUGGACCUAAAUGUUAAGUUCUUUCAGGUUGCUGAACGUUCUGGUAGAACCUAAUAAAAGGAACUGAACUUGUGUUAUAAUCUUGAAAUUGAAGAUUCCCCCCCCACUCCACUCAAGACACACCAUCACACCUCUCCAUUGUUGAUUAUUUUCCUAUAACAGCACACCCUCUUCAUGGUUUAUAAGAACAUGCAUAAACACACCAGUGUGUAAAGAAUGGGGCGUGAUUAAGAAAACCAUCUCUGAUGUUGAUCUUUCAUAAUGCUGUACGUUGUGGCAAAGACAUCAGCAAAUACUUACUUUAAAUAUCAAACUGUGGAAUUAGAUAAUAUAGAGUGCUCAAGUUAUGCAGUAUUAUACAAAAAAAAAAAUUACGAGAGUUGUACUGACUGCUUAUAAGUCGUUAGUGCACAGUAAAAUCCCUAGUGUUGAAUUAACACCCAGGAUGUUUAUAUGAGUCCAGUGGACUUCAACACUGUGGGUGUUAAAUCAACACUGGCGAUUUUGCUGUGUGGCAUUAUAUUUCAAACGUUACUCAAUCCACAGAAUUAAAUGUAACUAUAAACGGAUAAAAAAAGUAUAUGUCGUUCUUUAAUAAAUAACUUCUUUUUUUUUAAGUUAACAUUGGCAAAUUUCUGUGCAGGAUAAAACAAAUCUUCAGGGCAUGCUGUUAUAGAAUAAUCAUCAACUCCGGGCCACGUCACAUCACGCCACUGGGAAAUAUGGCCUCCGUUGAACAUACUGGAACAUCAUAAUCUCUUAUAUUUUAUGACACAGUAACAAGAAAGCAGCAAAAUAUAAGGUUUAGAGUGACUUAGGAGUGUUAGGUAGAAUUGUUUAUAGGUCUUACUAUAGAGAAUUUUUAAAUUUUUUUAUCCUAAACUAAACAUGAUUCUUUCAUGAGUUCAUUACAAGUUUGUUUUUACAUUACAACUGAACUAUAAUAGAUUUAAAGGGAAACAAAAUGGCAGGUUUUUUUUUUACUAAUAUAAAAAAAAACGAGUGCAGGUUUUUAGAGCAUUUUAGCGUAUAUGGAAUUGUAUUACAUAUGCAAUCAAAUCCACCGUGCUCCAUGUAGAAGACCAAAAAUUUUCCUUCUGUAUUACUUUAUAGAUUUAGAGUGCAACUGGAAGAUCUCGACUGUCCUGCACAGAGCCCUGACCCCUGACCUCAUCUGACCUCACUAAUGCUCUUGUGGAAUGUGUGAAUGACCACAAAUCCCCGCAACCACGCUCCAAAAUCUGGUGGAGAGCCUUCCCAGAGGAAUGGAGCUUAUUAUAACAGAAAAGAAGGGACUGAAUCUGGAAUGAGAUGUUCAACAAGCACAUAAGGGUGUGAUGGUCAGGGGUACGCAAACUUUUGGUCAUGUAGUGUAUUUGUGAGUAAAGAAUUAAGUGUACGCAUAUAUGAAAAUAAAACAGUAUCAAAACGUUCAAACAGUAUCAAAAGGCUAUAUUCAGAUCGUAAAGUACAUACGUGAAUGGUUCUCACGGUAUUCGUGCAUUACAUCAGAUAUGACAUUGUAUAUUUUAUUGUCUGCAUUUUGUGCUACUUAUACACAUUCAUUUGCUCUACUGUUUUUGUAGAACAUCUCUUGAGACUGCAUAAAUCCGUCUUACACUUGUUUGGGUUUUGAAACUGUUUUACUUUUAAAUGUACGCGAGUUUACACACUACGGUGUCGUGUGGAUCGUAGUGCUGGACUAAUAACUGCAAUAAUAAAUCGGUGUUGAGGCCAGAAAUUCGCUCGUUUUUAUCAUUCAAAAUGUGAAAACAGAUCAUUUUAAACCUUUUCAAACCAUCCUCUAUACAGUGAAGCCACACAUUCAGAAAAUUAAACCUCAAGUUACUUUCAGUCAUUGUUACUGGUGUUUUGUGUGUUUUAUGUGAAAAAUAUAUCAAUACAUCGAUAUCAGGUGUCCAGUGUGUGGUUAAGAAAUGAUCACAAUAUCCAAAAAGAACAAUCUUGCUGGGGUUUUUUUUCUUUCUUUCUUUUUUUUUUUUAAAUCUACUCCAACGUAUAUGAAAAUAACCAUUUUUGCCUAUGCAAAUACUAAUACUGGAGUAUAAAUAAAUUCACUACUUGGUAAUGCAGCCUACUAUCUUAACUGUAAAAUUGAUAAAUGUAAAUUAUUAUUAUUAUUAUUAUUAUUACCCAAAUUUCUAAGCAUGUCUCCAGGAUUAAUUAAUGUUCCUCAUUCUACAUAUCUGCUCUUUAUAUAUGCUACCGGUCAAAAGUUUAGACACACUCAUUCUUUAUUUUUAUUUUAUUUUCCGCAUUUUAGAAUAAUAAUCAAGUGAUCAAAACUCUAGAGUAACACAAAUGGAACUAUGGGAAUUUUGUUGUGAUAAAACUUAGUAUUUUAUCAUCUUCAAAGUAGACACCCUUUUUGCAGAGAAUUUCCAGAAAUGUAUUCUUGGCGUUUUCUCACCCCAUUUCUUGAGGAAUCCCCAGGAGAUGCUUUUUAACAGUAUUAAAGGAGUUCCCACCUACACCAGACGCUUAUCAGCUGCUUUUCGGAAUAUUUCGCUCAUCCGUUUAAAAAUAAAUAUAUUUUUGUAAAUAAAAUGUUAUUUUUCUAAUGAAAGAAACGAAUACGUCGGCACGAUUAUAUUUUUGUCUACGACACCAAUUUCAAACAUUUAAUA
Molecule: messenger RNA, 6219 nt
Organism: Ictalurus furcatus (blue catfish)
Lineage: Eukaryota; Metazoa; Chordata; Actinopteri; Siluriformes; Ictaluridae
Product: sphingosine 1-phosphate receptor 3
Exons: 2
Coding region: 779-1789 (336 amino acids)
Biological process (GO): G protein-coupled receptor signaling pathway
Cellular component (GO): membrane
Molecular function (GO): sphingosine-1-phosphate receptor activity
Source: RefSeq, a predicted model, not a curated record